This is a messenger RNA of Brassica oleracea var. oleracea, 2055 nucleotides long. Its product is annotated as CTP synthase 1. Gene Ontology annotation, biological process: pyrimidine nucleobase biosynthetic process; CTP biosynthetic process. Gene Ontology annotation, molecular function: identical protein binding; CTP synthase activity. The transcript has 20 exons. Bases 80 to 1945 code for a protein of 621 amino acids. NCBI's taxonomy places the organism in Eukaryota, Viridiplantae, Streptophyta, Magnoliopsida, Brassicales, Brassicaceae. The record is from RefSeq and is a predicted model, not a curated record.
GUUUGGUUUUGAGAUAACAUCAUAGAAUCUGUUGGGCUCUAAAAUAUUUUUUUUCUUUACUUUUGGAAAAAGGAAGAAGAUGAAGUACGUGCUUGUAACAGGAGGUGUUGUGAGUGGGUUAGGAAAAGGAAUCACAGCGAGUAGUAUUGGUGUUCUUCUUCAAUCAUGUGGUCUUCGUGUUACUUGUAUCAAAAUAGAUCCAUAUCUGAACUAUGAUGCUGGAACCAUAUCCCCUUAUGAACAUGGCGAAGUGUUUGUCUUGGAGGAUGGUAGUGAGGUGGAUCUUGAUCUUGGAAACUACGAGAGGUUUCUAGGUUGUACAUUAACUCGAGAUAACAAUAUCACUCUUGGAAAGAUUCAGCAGCAAGUAAUGGAUAGAGAGAGGAGAGGAGAUUACUUAGGAACUACUGUUCAGAUUGUUCCUCACGUCACUGAUGCAAUAAAAGAAUGGGUGGAGAGAGUUGCCAUGAUUCCUGUAGAUGGAAAGGAAGGUCCUCCUGAUGUUUGCAUCAUCGAAUUAGGUGGAACUAUAGGAGAUAAUGAGUCCAGGCCUUUCACUGAUGCACUUAGCCAGUUAUCAUACAGUGUAGGACCUGAGAAUUUCUGUCUGAUCCAUGUCACCCUCGUGCCGGUGCUCAGUGUUGUUGGUGAACAGAAAACAAAACCUACACAGCACAGCGUUAGAGAUCUACGAGGAUUGGGCUUGACACCUAAUAUCAUAGCUUGUCGAAGCACAAAGGUACUUGAAGAGAAUGUAAAAGCAAAGCUAUCUCGAUUUUGCUAUGUUCCGAUGCAGAAUAUCUUAUCUCUCCAUGAUGUUCACAACAUUUGGCACAUUCCCUUGUUGCUCAAGAAACAGAAGGCUCAUGAACCAAUCUCAAAAGUCCUGAAGCUUGCUGGAAUGGCUAAAGAACCUUCUUUAGAAAAAUGGGCUUCAAUGGUGGAAAUUUGUGACAACUUACAUGUACAGGUGAGAAUAGCUGUGGUGGGGAAAUAUACAGACCUCUCAGAUGCAUAUCUAUCAGUCUUGAAGGCCCUCAUGCAUGCUUCUGUGGCUUUUGGCAAAAAGCUUGUAGUUGAUUUGGUUCCAUCUCCUGAUCUUGAGAAAACCACAAAGAAAGAGGUACACACAUAUCUGAACUCAUGCGCAUACAAGGCUGCGUGGAUGUUACUGAAGGGUGCAGAUGGAGUUCUUAUCCCUGGAGGGUAUGGUAAUAGAGGAUUGGAAGGGAAGAUUCUUGCAGCAAAAUACGCCAGAGAAAACAAUAUCCCUUUCGUAGGUAUCUGUCUUGGGAUGCAAGUCGCUGUCAUCGAGUUUGCACGCUCAGUUCUCUCCUUACCUGAUGCCAAUAGCACAGAGUUUAAACCUGAAACCAAUCAUCCAUGCAUCGUUUUCAUGCCUGAGGGCUCCACGACUCACAUGGGAGGAACAAUGAGAUUAGGCUCAAGAAGAGCUUACUUCCAUGUCAAGGACAGCAUAUCUGCAAGACUAUAUGGGAACAAAGAGUUUGUUGAUGAGAGGCAUCGCCAUAGAUACGAGGUGAAUCCUGAUAUGGCUGUAUGCCUCGAGAAAGCAGGUCUCUCGUUCGCUGCAAAAGAUGAAACUGGCAAGCGCAUAGAGAUUGUUGAAGUACCAAGCCACCCUUUUUUCAUUGGUGCUCAAUUCCAUCCAGAAUUCAAAUCAAGACCCGGGAAAGUAUCUCCUUUGUUCUUAGGACUAAUAGCAGCAGCAUGUGGUGAGCUAGAUGCAGUCCUGACUCCAGUCUCCAUUCAACAAGACAACAACCAACAUGUGGUACUUGGCAAUGAAACAAGGGUUGAUCCAAUAAAUGGUUUUUGUAAUGGAACCAACAAGACCUCUCAGAAAAGUGUAAGACAAAACAGUGACCUCUAUCUCCAUCAGAUUUCAAUGAGCAGCCGACGUAAACUAAACCCGAAUCCUUAAUUUUGAUUCUGAGUGAUAUAAGUAAAUGUAAAGUGCUAUGCAUAAUAAACUAAACAAACCUUGUAAAAUAAUUUUGACACUAUUCUAUAACUUAACAUUUUUAAUACUAA